Molecule: messenger RNA, 1838 nt
Organism: Olea europaea var. sylvestris
Lineage: Eukaryota; Viridiplantae; Streptophyta; Magnoliopsida; Lamiales; Oleaceae
Exons: 6
Coding region: 1034-1360 (108 amino acids)
Source: RefSeq, a predicted model, not a curated record
UAACUAAAGUUAGCCAAGUGGUAGGUAACUUAUUAAAUUAUAUAUUAUUCACACAACCCACUAUAUAAACAAGACUAUUUUCUUGUAAACUUUCGAUGUGGAACUCCUUUCUAUAUAAAAACACUUAAAAUUGGCUUAUCAACAUAUGGGCAUAUAUUGGAGACUUUUUCAAUUCACCCAAAUUAAUUAUAAUGGCCCACAUCAAUAAAUAUUUAAUUUAAUAUUUUAAACCCAAAUCAAAUUCAAUUAAUUCCAACAAUAGAUACAUACAGAUUUCAUACACUGAGAGAAAUUGUAAUGGGGUCGGCGCAGGUGCAUUUGGAGAAAAUGGAGGCGCGUAAGAACUACGCGAACCUUUGGCACACAGAUCUCAUACAUUCUCCUGAAUCCGAUCCUCUUUUUAUGGUUCUAUAUUUUUUUCAGUCCAAUUUUUUUAUCGACAUAUAAUGUUAAUUUCUGUAUCUAUUUGGAAAAUUCUGUCAAAUUAUACUAUUUCACUCGAAAGUAUAAUAAAAAGUUUAGACACAAUAUGGAUCGCUAAUACCGCAUGGAUCUUCAUUUACCGUUUUUCACUUGAAAAUGCUAUGAAAAAACCAGUUUUAUUAAUCAAAAGUCUAAUAGAAGUAUCGUUCUUUAAUUGUUUUUGAUAUUAUGGUUGAUUUGAUUCAUUUGAAUAUAUUCUGACGUGUUUCUUUUGGCAGUUUGCUGUUUCGCACUUCUGUGGUGCGCAAUUUAAUUUAACAUUGUUUUUGUAUGUUUUCUAGUUGACAACUGAGAACUGGAUAAAUUUAUAUCUAAUAAAUCAUUUUGAAUUGUUUCAUUGCAUUCAUGCUAGCUCUAAAUUGCGAGUACACGAGUACAAUUGAAAUAGCGGAGGAGCCAGGGGAAGACAAAAACGCGUGUUUAUAAAAUCCGUGUACAUGAAAAUUUUACUUAUUUCUCCUCUCCUCUUAACUAAUUGUGCUUGCUUGCUUUUCGUCUUAUUUUAGUGGUCCAUGCGCUUCAUACAUGCUGAGAAAACGAGCUCUUUACAAUGACAUGUCUAGGUAUACAUGCUGUGGGGAUUACAUGCCUUGUAGCGGUCGAUGCGGAGAAAGUUUUCCUCUGCUUUGCAAAUUCUGUUGCCUCAACACGCUUUAUGUUGCAAGAUGAGUUCAACAUACAAACAACGAAAUGUGAUAACUGCAUUAUUGGAUUUAUGUUCUGCCUGCAGCAGCUGUCUUGCAUAUUUUCUAUCAUUGCUCUACUCGUGGGAAGUGAGGACAUUGAGGAGGCAUCCCAGCUAUUGAACUGUCUUUCUGACAUGGUUUACUGCACGGUUUGCCCCUGUAUAGACACAGCACAUGAUUGGAAUGGAUAAAAGGGAUGGAAUGUUUGGAGCCCCAUCAGUGAUGGCAGCGCCUCCUGUCCAACAGAUGUCUCGUAUAGAUCAACCCGUCCCUCCUCAAGUCGGGUAUCCACCUCCACCGCCAUAUGGUCAGCCCCCCACUUAUCCUCCACCUGUGUAUGGUAUGCCCCCGGCUUAUCCCCCACCUCCAACAGUGUAUGGUCCGCACACAGGAUACCCCCCACCUCCACCACGCUAUGGCCACCCCCCUGGUUAUCCCUCACUGCCACAACCACAAGCCGAGGGCUGCCCCUCGCCUCCACAACCACGACCAAAACCACAACUCCAGGGCUACCCCCCAACCACUUAUCCUUCACAAGGUUAUGGUUAUCCUCCAGCAAAUUAUCCUUCAUCCCCCACCUGAUAACAAUAGAUGAACUCCCCUUUUGGUUUUUUUGAGGUUGUACUUGAAUCCUAAUUUUGUUUUCAAUCGAUUUAUGCAUUAGGUAUA